Molecule: messenger RNA, 1179 nt
Organism: Orycteropus afer afer
Lineage: Eukaryota; Metazoa; Chordata; Mammalia; Tubulidentata; Orycteropodidae
Gene: YIPF5
Product: Yip1 domain family member 5
Biological process (GO): regulation of ER to Golgi vesicle-mediated transport; endoplasmic reticulum to Golgi vesicle-mediated transport; vesicle fusion with Golgi apparatus
Cellular component (GO): membrane; trans-Golgi network
Source: RefSeq, a predicted model, not a curated record
UUGCAAUGUCAGGCUUUGAUAACCUCAACACAGAUUUCUACCAGACCAGUUACAGCAUCGAGGACCAAUCACAGCAGUCCUACGAUUAUGGCGGAAGUGGAGGACCCUAUAGCAAGCAGUAUGGUGGCUAUGACUACUCGCAGCAAGGCCGAUUUGUCCCUCCAGACAUGAUGCAACCACAGCAACCGUACACUGGGCAGAUUUUCCAACCAACUCAGGCAUUCACUCCAACUACACCUCAGUCAUUCUAUGGAAACAACUUUGAGGAUGAACCACCUUUACUAGAAGAGUUAGGUAUCAAUUUUGAUCACAUCUGGCAGAAAACACUUACAGUGUUACACCCGUUAAAAGUAGCAGAUGGCAGCAUCAUGAAUGAGACUGAUUUGGCAGGACCAAUGGUUUUUUGCCUUGCCUUUGGAGCCACUUUGUUACUGGCCGGGAAAAUCCAGUUUGGUUAUGUAUAUGGGAUCAGUGCAAUUGGAUGUCUAGGAAUGUUUUGUUUGUUAAACUUAAUGAGCAUGACAGGUGUUUCAUUUGGUUGUGUGGCAAGUGUCCUUGGAUAUUGUCUUCUUCCCAUGAUCCUACUUUCCAGCUUUGCAGUAAUAUUUUCUUUGCAAGGAAUGGUUGGAAUCAUUCUCACUGCUGGAAUUAUUGGAUGGUGUAGUUUUUCUGCUUCCAAAAUUUUUAUUUCUGCAUUAGCCAUGGAAGGACAACAACUUCUAGUAGCAUAUCCUUGUGCUUUGUUGUAUGGAGUCUUUGCCCUAAUUUCCGUCUUUUGAACUGAAUUUGUCUCGGAUAUGGACAUCAGUGGGCCAAAUACACAAAAAGGACCUUGAACUCUUAAAACGGACCAGCAAACUGCUACAGUCCUACUCUCAUGCAGAUGUAACAUUUGACCAUUGGAGCAGUGGAUGUAAACAAGUAUCGUUUGUUCAUUUUUAUAGAACUUUUGAAUACUUUAUUGGAUUUACCAGUGUGACUAGCUUUAAGUGUUCAUGCUCAUAAAAUAAGAUGUGUUAUUUCUUUCUUGUUCCUGUAGCCUUUAGAAAUACAGCUUUUUUUCUUAUAAAUUAUAUUAUAAUGUUUUUGAUAGGUUUUUAUCACCUCUGAAAAACUAACCACAGAGCUGGUAAUAUUUCUUAAAAAAACAACCCAAUCAUAGUGAAGAAGAUACAAGAC